Messenger RNA from Etheostoma spectabile (orangethroat darter), 4381 nucleotides. RefSeq names its product growth hormone secretagogue receptor a (gene ghsra). NCBI's taxonomy places the organism in Eukaryota, Metazoa, Chordata, Actinopteri, Perciformes, Percidae. Gene Ontology annotation, cellular component: plasma membrane. The transcript has 2 exons. Gene Ontology annotation, biological process: hormone-mediated signaling pathway; G protein-coupled receptor signaling pathway. Bases 977 to 2128 code for a protein of 383 amino acids. Gene Ontology annotation, molecular function: growth hormone secretagogue receptor activity. The record is from RefSeq and is a predicted model, not a curated record.
GAAGGGCAGACAUGGAAAGCCAGAGUAAAUCUCUUUAUCUUCUUCAACUACGUUAUUCUACUUAAGUCCUUUGAUGUCCUAUCUGUAUGAUUAUGUUGGCAAUGCGUCGCUCCUUUCUGGUUCUUGUGACUUUUAUAAAACUGUCUCGGUUCCGUCACACAGCAUUUGUUUUCACUGUGGUUGUUGUUUAUCCGUCUGGCCGGGUUUGAUGCCGUUUUCAGAACAGAUGUUGCUGCCGCAUCAUUACAACCCUGCCUCUGACUCACCAUCACAUGCUGCCCGGUGGAACUCUACCGUCUGACACUGCUUUGUUUUUGUCUGACGCGCAAAAUAGGGGCGCGCUGCUGGUGAUGGGAACUCUUUGGGACUCUUUGGCGCAUGACGGAUUCUCAUGUUUCAUUUUUCCUAAAGCACACAACUGCAGGUGGAUCUCACUGACAGAAAGGACGCGGAAGACAACUUGUCUUUAAGUUACAUUUUUUUUUUAAUAUAUAUAUUUUAGAUAGCUCAUAGAUGUUUGUGCAGUGUUUUUCUGCUUCAUCUGUUUGGAUUAGAUCAGUCACCAGCAGUCACUUCAGUGGGUGAUGUGUAUAGUUUACAACUACCCAGCAUAUUAUUUUGUAACACGCCUUUUGAACAAGUACUUUUAGCGCAAAACAUUGUUGGACAACUUUUUAUUGGAGAUGAGGUUAAUAAUUCAGAUCAAGCUGAAAUAGUUUAAUGUUUGUGCCAGGCUGGUGAGGACUCUCUGUUCCCUGGGGGAUCUCAGAAGCAGAAUUGUGACUUGUUUCAGCUUCACUGUAAACAGGGUUUACACAAGAUUGGUGUGCGCAAGGACCUUUAUUUUACGCACGGCAGCCAACCAUUUGCCAUGGGAGAAAGGUGCAGCGCCAAAGGGUGUGAGGAGUCCCAGACCCGGGGAGUCUUAAGCGGUCAGGGCCAGGCACGGCCCCGUCAAUAACCGCGCGGCGAAAGCAUGCCCUCUUGGCCUAAUCUCUCGGAGGGCCUCUCCCAUAACUGCAGCUGGGAGGAGACCAACAACACCGCAAGGAACGCUGAAUUUGGCCUGCCUCCACUCAAUUACUACUCAAUCCCUAUCCUCACAGCCAUCACCAUCGCCUGCACGCUGCUGUUUCUGGUCGGGGUGACCGGGAAUGUCAUGACCAUUUUGGUGGUCAGUAAGUACCGGGACAUGCGCACCACCACCAACCUGUACCUGUGCAGCAUGGCCGUAUCCGACCUGCUCAUCUUCCUCUGUAUGCCCCUGGACCUCUACCGUAUGUGGAGGUACAGGCCCUGGCGCUUUGGGGCCGCGCUCUGCAAGCUCUUUCAGUUCGUGUCGGAGUCGUGCACCUACUCCACCAUCCUGAGCAUCACAGCGCUGUCAGUGGAGCGCUACCUGGCCAUCUGUUUCCCGCUGCGUGCCAAGGCCCUGGUUACCAAAAGACGUGUGCGUGCCCUCAUUCUUCUACUCUGGACAGUGUCUCUAUUGAGUGCCGGGCCUGUGUUUGUCAUGGUGGGAGUGGAGCGUGACAACAUGGGGCCACAUUUCAAUUUGGGGAUGAAUGACACCGACUUCUCCCUGGAGGCCGGGGACACCCGGGAGUGUAAGAUGACGCACUACGCAGUGGAGUCAGGCCUGAUCGGGGCCAUGGUGUGGCUGAGCUCUGUUUUCUUCUUCAUGCCGGUCUUCUGCCUCACAGUGCUCUACAGCCUCAUAGGCCGGCGGCUGUGGCAGAGACACAGAGAGACAAACAUCAGCUCCCGCGUGGCUCACCGGGACAAAAGCAACAGACAGACCAUCAAGAUGCUUGUGGUGGUGGUGCUGGCCUUCGUCCUGUGCUGGUUGCCUUUUCAUGUGGGUCGCUACCUGCAGUUCCGCUUUCUGGACGCUCCGUCCCCGCUGCUGUCUCUGUUGUACGAGUACUGGAGUUUGGUGUCCGUGGUUCUCUUCUACCUGAGUGCCGCCGUUAACCCCAUCCUGUAUAACACCAUGUCCUGGAAAUACCGGGGCGCAGCGGCGCGCCUCUUUGGCCUGGCCGACAGCCAGCCGUCCCGGGGCCGCACAGCCAGCACCAUGAAGGGAGACGGCUCCAACGGCUGGACGGAAUCCACAGUCAGCUUCUAAACACACGACUGAUAAAAAAAUAAAAAGUCAGUCAUACGUUGAUAACACUGACCUGAAAGCCAUUAUUUAUGUCAGACCGAAGAAACACUGUUCUGUGAGUUUUAUUUGACUGGGACUAAAAAAAAGAAAAGCGCCAGCCACAAAAAGCUGCAAGCCUCUUCGUCAACAUGCAUCAAUAGAACUUCGAUUUUUUUUCCACAGUUCACAGUUUAUUUUCUUGUUGGAUUAUUUCAGCAAGUGCCAUCCAGUAACUAUUCACACAGCACACUCAGCAGCAUUUCAAAGGCACGACUGGUGGAGGGCAAAAAAAACACCAGCCUGAACUAAGUCUGAACUGUAUUAAUUCAAAUGUGAACAACAUAGGGGCGCGCAUGCACCUAGAAACGCACACAUACAUGUAAAAAAAGCCUAUAAUAGACAUCUACAAUUGCCUUAUAUUGUAUUCAUACUCUGGAUGACAAAGGAAGCACUGUAGAACUUGUGGCACUGCUCUGUACUCCUUCAGAGAGGGGCAGAAGUGCAGUGUGUGUGUGUGUGUGUGUGUGUGUGUGUGUGUGUGUGUGUGUGUGUGUGUGUGUGUGUGUGUGUGUGUGUGUGUGUUUGUGUGUGUGCGUGCAUGGGUGUGUGUAUGUGUGAGAGAGUGUGUGUUUGCAUGUGUGUACUGUGUCUCAAGUGUCACGCUUUCAGAUGUGAUUGGAUUUCUGUGUUGUGUAAGAGAGAGGGGAUAUGUGAAAGUACUAUGUUAGUGUUAUUCACUUUUGACAUGCUGAAUGCCCUGUAUCUUGGAAAUUUAUAUCCAUGCUGUGUUGAUGCUGCCAAGACAGGCCAAUGGGGGCUGGGUAGUGUCCUUGAAAUGGAGAGAGUAAAUAUUCCCAUGUAGCCAUUUACUGCACAGCAGUGGGUUUUAACAUCAAGGUUGGAGUUCGGUACAUGGGAGCCACAAAACAAAUUGAAUGCAAUAAUUUCCAAGAUAUGUAUCAUAAUGUCUCUAGAUCUUGUAAUUAUACUUCAUUCUGGUUGAAUAUUCAACAUUACUGAAGCUGCAGGCUCUUGCUACUAAAAAAAAAUAAUUGAAAAAUAUGUACAUGAGAAGGGCUUGAGAAGGUAUCACUAAAUGUUUUGUGGCCUCUUAUACAGUACAGUGCAUUUAAAGAAGUGUUGUGCAUUAGACAAAGAAAGCUGAUUGGUGUUACUAUAAAAAUCAACAUGUUCAGUGGCCAUAAACGCCUCAGCUUUCUGCGUCUUGUGAACUCUGCACCUUUGAAACAUUUUGGAUCUCAGCCGUCUCAAGUGUGCUGAUGUCAGUUACCGUCACCCAAUGUACAGCACCCUGCCUUUUCUGAUGAUCACAGCUGCGUGGGCAAUGCGCUAAUCUGUGCAUCCCAUCCUGCAACACAUGUAGCAGAUUUGUCAUUCUGUCAGUUGUCUGAUUUAUGCUACUGUACUUAAAGAAAUCAUCAAUUUAGGAAAAGGAUGAAAGCCGUUUUUUCACCAUUCACACAUUCAAAAAAAGUACAAACACAGUCAACCUGGAGUGUUAGCUUGUCAUCUUGGGCGUGAGUUAUUCCCCACUGUCCCCACCCAAAGACAGUUCUGUGUGUACAGGCAAAAGGUGACUUCUUCAAUGUUAAAAUCAAAUGCGCACAAUGUAAGUUAUAUCACGUUUGUCUUACUUGUCUUGUUUAUUGAUUCGCCAAAUGUUUGACUUUUUAUUUAAUUAACAGUUUUACUUACUUUUCUUUUUAAAUGCUUCAAAUGAUGGAUUGCAUGGUUGCCCAGUGGAAACAAUUCCCAUGGGUUCCUUUACAGUGCAUGAUGGUGUGUGUACUGAGACAUUCUUAUGUGCCAAAGGUGCCAACCUACACAACACUAUUCUACAAGAAAGUUUUUUUUUUUUUUUUAAAUAGCCUUAACUUUAAAUGUGUUUAAGAUGCAACGGAUGGAGAUAAAAAAAAAAUGAAAGUGACUUAAUUUUGUAAAGUGUGUCAUGUACCCUUUUGGACAAACGUCUAUAAGUGAUGAUGUUGUGCUUGCUCUAACUCGUAAAUAGAUGCUUUGUAAUGCUAUACACUCACUGCUGGACACUCAGAUGCUGUCAGCAGUCCAAAUCACCGCAGCAGCCUCCACGUAUCUGCACUGGAUUUAAAAACAUGGCCACCUGGCUCUGGAGAGAAUCCCCAUUAAUAAAUGUUUUGACUGUACAAACUGAUAUAAUGGCAUACUAUUUAUUAAUCCCCAUGAUGUAUUCUAAUU